Molecule: messenger RNA, 1970 nt
Organism: Cyphomyrmex costatus
Lineage: Eukaryota; Metazoa; Arthropoda; Insecta; Hymenoptera; Formicidae
Product: arginine/serine-rich coiled-coil protein 2
Exons: 4
Coding region: 563-1741 (392 amino acids)
Source: RefSeq, a predicted model, not a curated record
AGACAGGAAGAGGCAAACAGAAGGGCGAGCGACGCCAAUUACGAUCCGGUACAAAUGGACAUGAGUGAGGUAUAGUGAAAUCACACGCCGAUAAUUUUUAAUUAGUUGCUAAGUAUGAAACAUUCGGACAAUGCCUAAGAAGAUACCACAGUGACUUUACGAGUGCUGUAUGUACAUGCAAAGUCUUAGGCCUGAUACAUAGAGGGGAUAGUAUCCAGUUUUGCAAGGUCAUGUUAAUAAAUCAAUUGGUUAAUACUGUAAGAAAUAAAUAUAAUUUGCAAUGUAGGAAGCAAUGUUUGAUUGAUAAAGGUUCUGUUUACAUUUGGAUUAUUUGGUAUUAUCAGUAUAGUUUGAAUUAUGAUUGGGUACAAGAUGCAUUCGUAAUUUUGAAAGUUGAGCAAAUCUGUAUUUAAUGCUCGUAGCUUAAAAACAAGACAGGACCUUGAAAUCUUAUUGAUCACAGGAUAGGCUAUCAUUCACAUAAUUAAAACUUAAAUGAUAAGUAAAUGGGAAUAGUGCCAUUUCGUGAGACAAUAUUAACACGUAGCUCUGUUGGUAAUACAUGAUACAAUAUCUACGCAUCUCGGCAAGGUCUAUGCUGUGUGAGGGUCUUUCAAGACUACCCCCAAGUCCUAUUCCGAAGACAGAGGAGAGCAAUAACAACAAUUCAUCAAGGGAAUCUAGUAGCGAACGCGCAAACAGUCCUACAACCGCUCAGUCUACUUUUGGCUCAAAAACAGAAUCUUCUCAGGCUUUACCUUCUUCAUCAGACCAGAGGCGAGGCGAUCAUGAGAAUCAUACAAGUUUGAAAGACGAUCAUAGGCGAGGAGACCGUAGUGAUCGGAGUCGUCAUUCAUCUGACAAAAGUCGCCGUUAUGAUGAUCGAAAGCAACGUAAUAACAAUCACAGGGACCGAAGUAGAGAUCGCAGGAAUCGGGAUGACGACAAGCGCAAAACGUCUCUUGGAUCGUCUAAAGACGAAAAAAGUGAUGACAGAGAGAAGAGCGACAAAGAUCAUCAUUACAGGGAUGACCGGAGGGAUCGUAAUCGCGACAGGAACGACAGGGAUAGACGCAGGGAUCGCAGCGACCGUAAUGAACGGGAUCGGCGACACUCCAGGGACGACCGGUCCAAGGAUCGAUAUCGGGACGAGCGUUCGAGUUACCACAAGGAGAGGGAUCGCACGCGGUCAAGGUCGCGAUCCAGGGAUCGCGUGGCACCGCUACCGUUUAGAAUGACAAGUUAUCGCGAGGAAAAGGGACGAAACAAACUGGCUCAGUUGGAGAAACUAGGCAUAGAGUUGAAGCCGCCGGAAGGCGGUGAUAUUAUGAUGCCUGGUGGUAUCCAAGGCGAACAAAACUACUAUAAUCCGUUGGCGACGGCGACACAGGGCAAGUACGCGGAACAGAUCCAGAAGAGAAAGCUGCUUUGGGCAAACAAGACAAAACAGGAUGACGGUAACAGCACAUCGACUGCAGCUUCCACUGCUAAUACGUGGAUGGGAACGACUUUCACACACGAUCAGGAUGGAAAAGUGACGGCUAAGUUCAAGCGACUGAUGGGUAUUAAGGGUGAUCUACCUAAUACAUCGGUGGUAGGAGCCAAACCAGACAUUCUGAAAAAGCAGGAGGAAAUGUUUAAUAAUAUGGAGCAACAAUAUGAAGUAGCGCGAGCUACCACGCACACGCAACGUGGUGUUGGAUUGGGUUAUGCAACCGGUGGCUAUCAAUUCCCACGAUAAAAUACUCUGAAACUUCAGGUCCAUUGUUUAAUUAUAUUUAUAAUAUUGGUAGAUACUGACGCAGAUAGAAUUAUGUUCGCUAUCUUAGCGAUCUUGAAUCUGAUUCGGAUUUUUUUACCGGAUUGCAUUAUUUCUAAGUCUUUCCUGUUGGGGACAAUAGCGAACUACAGCUAAUCCAAGUUCAAAGUUCACCAUACAAUUAUAAUCGAGUUAUGUAUUUUCGCGUUGU